Messenger RNA from Brassicogethes aeneus, 1723 nucleotides. Lineage: Eukaryota; Metazoa; Arthropoda; Insecta; Coleoptera; Nitidulidae. The record is from the annotation of a GenBank genome assembly.
AGAACUACUUGAACCCCCUAAUUAGUUUUGACGUUUCUUCAAUCAAUUUGUUGAUUAUUUUGAUUAUUAUGGCUUCAAUUCGACACAAAACCAAAAACAAUCGAUAAAAUACCAUUCGCGACAUCAUUUCGUGGACUUCACAAACUUUAUCUAGUGCUAUAAACAUACAAUUGGUUUAGUGACUGUUGUGCUGAGAGAAACGCUUCAAAAUGCCCAACGAAACGCCAGGGUCUCAAAGACUCACAAACGAUGAUUUCAGGAAGCUUCUGAUGACUCCCAGGGCCACCCCUGCCGGGGCCCCUGCAACAGGGUCCAUAAGAGAGGCUAUGGCAGCUUCGGGAACCAUGCUGCCCCCAAAAACAGAGGACAAAAACGAUUUGAGAAGAAAAAAGAAGAGUUACUAUGCCAAGUUGAAGAAACAGGAGGAUAACAAGAUGGCAGAACUGGCCGAGAAGUACAGAGACAGGGCCGGUGAAAGACGUUCUGGUGUGAAUCCUGACUAUCAAGCUGACGAUCCCGUGCAAGCGGCGCAGGCUUAUCGUGCAGUGGCGCCAGAUUUAAAGUCGGGUUUCGAUGCAGCAGAGCGCAGACGGCAAAUGAUCCAGGAAUCCAAGUUUUUGGGUGGUGACAUGGAGCACACGCAUUUGGUGAAAGGUUUGGAUUAUGCGCUGCUGCAGAAAGUGCGCAGCGAGAUUCAGCACAAAGAGCACGAACAAGAGCAGGAGAUGGAGAAGUUGGCCACUAAAUCCAUUGAGGAGAAGGAGAAGGAGAAAAAGGAGGUUCAGAAGAAGGACGAGGAGGAGUUGAAGUUUAAGACAAAGAUUGGGAAGUCCAUUUUCCAUACUAUUUGCUCGUUGAAGUCCAGGCAUAUUGAGAGAUCUGAGUUGUUUGUCCCUGGAAGGAUGGCUUAUGUUAUAGAUUUAGAUGAAGACGCGGAAUCCGACAUACCAACAACCCUAAUCCGCUCGGUAAACGACGUACCCUCAUUCGAACUGACAACCACUCUAACGACAAACGACAUCGUCAUAAACAAGCUGACGCAAAUCCUGAGCUACCUCAGGCAGGGCAACCGAAAAUCGCACAAGAAGAACAAGCGCUCGCUGGACAAGGACAUCGACCUGCUCGAGCUCGAGCACCACGACGCGAAGCGGCAAGCGAAGAAGCCCGAAGACUCCAUCUACGGCGACAUCGGGGACUACGCGCCGAGCCGCGGCAAAACCUCCGACAGGGAGCGCAAGCGGCAGCCGUACUUCGACAAGCACGAGCACGAGCCCGUCGACAACGCGGCCCCUUCGUUCCGGGUGAACAAGUCCGCGGAGAUACUGAAUAAGUUGCAGAGCGGGCAGCCCGAGGGGUACGCGGAGUGCUACCCGGGGCUGGAGGAGAUGAACGACGCCAUUGACGACUCCGACGACGAGGUGGACUACAGCAAGAUGGAUCUGGGCAACAAGAAGGGCCCCAUAGGGCGGUGGGACUUCGAUACCGCUGAAGAGUAUUCGGAUUACAUGAACCAGAAGGAGGCCUUGCCCAAGGCCGCCUUCCAGUACGGUUUGAAGAUGGCGGAUGGCAGACGGUCGAGGAAACACAAGGACAAGAACGAGAAGGCCCAUUUGGACAGAGAGUGGCAGAAAAUUCAGAACAUCAUACAGAAGAGAUAAAGCUUUGAAUGCAUGCAAUAAUUAUUGUAUUUACUUUUAGUUAAUUAUAUUAUAUAAUAUUAAAU